This is a messenger RNA of Ilex paraguariensis (yerba mate), 1146 nucleotides long. Lineage: Eukaryota; Viridiplantae; Streptophyta; Magnoliopsida; Aquifoliales; Aquifoliaceae. The record is from the annotation of a GenBank genome assembly.
AUGAUCCCAGGGGCCAAUUCAUGUUUCCCUAAUGGCCCACAAGGAUUACAAAUUUAUGGUAUGACAGAAGAUGUUGUUCCUUCCACCAUUGAAGCAACCUCGGCCUCAAACUCAAACACUCACUCAGAUUCUCUCCUUUACCACCUCUCAGUUCUCAAAGACAAGCUUCAUCAGCCAACCGCCGAGUCAACGUCAAUAGCCAUAGCUAGUAUGGGAACUAUUGUCCAAGAAAUCAUUGUCACUUCAUCUUCCAUGAUGUUCACUUGCCAACAGAUGGCUCUGGGUGCAACUUCAGCCACCCCCACCAACGAUGAAUUGCACCACCGUGUUAAGCUUCAUCAUGGCCUGUUACCUCAAGAUUCUCAAACGAACUAUGGUGGCAAUAGGGCUGUUCAUGGCGGAGGAGGAGAUAGAGGAGGACAAGGCUUCUUUUCCGGUGAUGGCGAGACGCUUGAUUGGUAUGGUGAAAACUUCAAUACUUGCAAUACAAAUGAUAAUAUUAAUCGUUGCGUUAGCAAUACUGAUGAAGUGGAGAGAAGGGAAUUGGGUGGGAGGAGAGAGAAUAAUGAAGGGCUUUCUUCUCCAAAAAACUAUGAUAUCAUAGAAUUGGAUGCUGCAGAUUUAUUGGCAAAGUACACACAUUAUUGCCAAGUUUGUGGAAAAGGGUUCAAGAGGGACGCUAAUCUGAGGAUGCACAUGAGAGCUCAUGGGGAUGAAUACAAAUCCAGUGCAGCUCUGAGCAACCCAAUGAAGAACAAUGGAAAUUCAAGUGGAAACCCAGAUUUCCCCGGAAAAUUGCCGAGAAAAUAUUCAUGUCCUCAAGAAGGUUGCAGGUGGAACAGAAAGCACGCAAAGUUUCAGCCAUUGAAGUCUAUGAUCUGUGUGAAGAAUCACUACAAGCGGAGCCAUUGCCCGAAGAUGUAUGUCUGCAAGAGAUGCAAUCGGAAACAGUUCUCGGUGCUGUCUGAUUUGAGGACUCAUGAAAAGCACUGUGGUGAUCUGAAAUGGCAGUGUUCAUGUGGAACAACUUUUUCUAGGAAAGAUAAGCUUAUGGGUCAUGUUGCUUUGUUCGUUGGGCACACCCCAGCAGUUAAUUGCAUGAGCAAAGUGGGAAAAGUUGAUCAAGUUGCAGUGCAAUGCAGUUAG